AUGGAACAUGGACGUAGUGGCAGAAGUCGCAGCCCGGCCGGCGCGCGUUUUGGUAUAAGGCGGCAUGGUGACACAAAGUCAUCUGGGAACGCCCUGACGACCAUUGCUGAGGAAUCCGAAGGUCAGCAAAAAGCGAGUGAAACUUUCUUUGCCAGUGUCGUAGGGCAGCGAGAGGUAUGUGAAAUUCAUGUGGCUGUGGCAGCCAGGGAUGUCCACUGUAAACGGGGAGUUUGGAUGUUGAAUCAGAGAGUGAAAAAGUCUGCUGAAGUCAAUAUCCGCAAGUUGAAUGAAAGCGAUCAACAAGAGUUUGAACAAGCCAUGAAAAAGGAAUUAGACUCAUUCAUGUCGAAUGAUGCUGUCAGGGUCUGCGAGGCGGCUGGGAUCCCCCGGGAAAGAGUUUUGGGAAUGAGAUGGAUUUACACUUGGAAGCAAGUGGAAGACCCCGAAGGAAAACCCAUUGGCCGAAAGGCCAAGGCCCGGUUGAUCCUAAAGGGGUUUCAGGAUCCUGAUUUGUUGACUGUUGAUCGUCAAGCACCCACUAUGUCCACUUUGGGGAGGAAUGCCAUUUUGUCUCUUGCUGCGAAGAAGCGGUUCAAAGUGUUUUUGGGGGAUAUUAAAACGGCCUAUUUAAACGGAGAUGCUACGGAGUUGGAACGUAGGAUUUAUGCGGAACCCCCAGCAGAUGUCAGACAGAAACUGGACAUGCGUCCCCAUGAAAUCCUCAGGGUGGCUAAAGCGGUGUAUGGAUUAUUACAUGCUCCCAAGAAAUGGUUUGAAAAGUUGAGAUCUGUUUUGUUGGAACAUGGUUGGGUGGCCCAUCAACUGGAUCAGCGUGUUUUUAAACUUGUUGAUCCCCAAAAUCAAGUGGUUUGCGGUUAUUUAGGAGUGCAUGUGGAUGAUGUUGUUUGUACGGGUCAUGGUGUUUAUUUUGAUGACUGUGUUCAAAAACUGUUGAAGAGUUUCCCUUUUGGUAGUUGGAAAUGUGCUCAGGAGGAAACGGUUAAGUUUUGUGGUUGUGAUUUGAAACAAUUGGCUAAUUGUGAUGUUGUGGUGACUCAAGAGCGUUUUGCGUUGGGUAUUGAUGAAAUUCCUUUGGAUUCUCUCAGAAAAGGACAGAAACAGGAUGAUGCUAGCCCUCAAGAGAAACAGAACAUGCGGAGAAUUUUGGGUGCACUGAACUGGAGAGCAGUUCAAUCCGCUCCUUGGCUCUUAGCAACGGUGUCUCAUCUGCAAGGAUGUGUGGAAACGGCUACUGUCAGUGACCUUCUUGAAGUCAAUAAGUUGGUGCGAUGGCAACGGAGAUAUGCAACUCAUGGUUUGACUUUUGUGCAUAAUCCCCAAGAUACCAUGGUUGUAACUUUCACGGAUGCUUCAUGGGCCACUCGACGUGAUGGGAGCUCUCAAGGAGGACAGAUCACUUUGCUAAUGAGUAAGAGUGUCAUGCAUGGGGAAACUAGCCAUUUUUCUGUGUUGUGUUGGGGUAGCCGCCGUCUGCGGCGGGUUGCACGGUCAUCUACUUCCGCUGAGGUCCAAAUGUCAGGUAAUGCUCUGGAUCAACAUGAGUUUUGUAAACUGUUUAUGAUUAUCAUGGAAGAACCCAAUAAGAUUGAUCUUCGUCAGCCAGAUAAUGUUUUGAGGAGCCAAGAAUCUUGUUUAAUCAGCGACUCAAAGAAUGUGUACGACGGCUUGGAGAAAGUGGAGACCUCAGGCCUCCAAAUGGAAGAGCGGCGUACAGCCAUUGAGUUGCUGGGCAUCAAGGAACGUUUGGCUCAGGCCAACAUUCGCUGUCGUUGGGUUAGUGGUGAUCAGGAACUGGCCGAUGGUUUGACCAAACCAUGGCAGGGAGAGCAGCUUGUCAAAGCCUUGCAGAAAACCCGAUGGAGCAUUAUCUUUGACCCUGAGUUUAUCUCAGCGAAGAGGAAGAAACAACUGGGCAAACUCAAACACUUAGAGUGUGGUGAUUUAAACCUGUGGCUUCGAUCUGUGUUUUUACUUGAUGAGUUUUGUCGUGGCCAGAAAGAUUUUUGGGGCUGUGACGUGUCCAGCCUAACAUAG
Molecule: messenger RNA, 2055 nt
Organism: Cladocopium goreaui
Lineage: Eukaryota; Dinophyceae; Suessiales; Symbiodiniaceae
Source: the annotation of a GenBank genome assembly